Molecule: messenger RNA, 1943 nt
Organism: Xenopus laevis (African clawed frog)
Lineage: Eukaryota; Metazoa; Chordata; Amphibia; Anura; Pipidae
Gene: npepl1.S
Product: aminopeptidase like 1 S homeolog
Biological process (GO): proteolysis
Cellular component (GO): cytoplasm
Molecular function (GO): peptidase activity; manganese ion binding; metal ion binding
Source: RefSeq, marked provisional
GUUUGCGCUGUCAUGGCCAAUGUGCGGCUGGAGUUUAAGUCAAGCGCCGGGGAUGCUGAUCCUCAGGCGAGGCCUCUGCUGGUGCUGGGACAGCUGCCCAACCUGCAACGGGUGCCCUGGGCUGAACUGAAGGGGAAGCUGCACCCAAGAGUCACUGAAGAGACAUGGCAGAGUGCGCUAAGCUCGCUGAGCCCAAAUCCUACAGACAACUGCCCUCUGUAUCUGAACUACGCCACAGUCGCUGCUCUGCCUUCCCGAGUCAGCCGGCACAACAGCCCAUCAGCAGCGCAUUUUCUAACCCGACUCAUACGUAACAGUCUCCCUGGAGGGGCAAAGCGUUGUAUCCUGAUGGUAUGCGAGCGGUCAGAAGUAUUCGCCAGCGCAUGCGCCAUUGCCCGGGCCUUCCCGAUAUUCACCCGCAGGUCCAGCGCAUUGCGCCGGGCAGACAAGAAGAGUGUAGUGGUGGAGUUCCUUGUGACUGGGCAAAACAACGGACCUAUGGACCUUUCCACUCUCAAGUGCUUGGAGAGUGCCACAGAAGGGGUGAGGCUUGCAGCUCGCAUUGUGGAUACUCCAUGUAGUGAAAUGAACACUGAUCACUUCGUUGAGGAGAUUAAGGCUGUUGCACAGGACCUGGGGAUUACUCCAGUUAUUAUAAGGGAUGAAGAACUGAAGCAGAGAGGAUUUGGAGGGAUCUAUGGGGUUGGGAAAGCAGCAGAACACCCCCCUGCUCUGGUGAUUUUAAGUCACACCCCUGAGGGAGCCACUCAAACGAUCGCCUGGGUAGGAAAAGGCAUUGUGUAUGACACAGGUGGACUCAGCAUUAAGGGAAAGACCACCAUGCCAGGAAUGAAGAGAGAUUGUGGGGGAGCAGCGGCAGUUCUAGGAGCCUUCAAAGCAGCUGUGAAGCAGGGUUUCAAGGACAAUCUUCAUGCCUUAUUCUGUUUGGCGGAGAAUUCUGUGGGUCCGAAAGCCACCAGGCCAGAUGAUAUCCAUGUGUUGUAUUCUGGGAAAACCGUUGAGAUAAACAACACGGAUGCAGAAGGCCGAUUGGUUUUGGCAGAUGGGGUCUCCUAUGCAUGCAAAGAUCUGGGGGCUGAUAUUAUUUUGGAUAUGGCAACACUAACAGGGGCCCAGGGCAUAGCCACAGGUAAACACCAUGCUGCUGUUCUGACCAACAGUGAGGAGUGGGAAGUUGCUUGUGUGAAAGCUGGAAAGAAGUGUGGUGACCUUGUUCACCCACUUGUUUAUUGCCCUGAGCUGCACUUCAAUGAGUUUUCCUCUGCUGUUGCUGAUAUGAAGAACUCAGUGGCGGACCGGGAGAAUGCUCAGAGCUCCUGUGCUGGCCUCUUUAUUGCCUCCCACAUUGGGUUUGACUGGCCUGGUGUGUGGGUGCAUGUGGACAUUGCAUCUCCUGUCCAUGCUGGUGAAAGAGCUACCGGUUUCGGGGUGGCCCUGCUACUCUCCUUGUUUGGUCGUGCAUCCGAGGAUCCCCUCCUAAAUAUGGUCUCCCCUCUGGGAGAAGAUGAUGCCACAAGCAACCACGAGAGGGAUUCCAAAAGACGUAGGCUCGUGUAACCCCCCCCCAAAGGUUAUAGCUGAUUAUAAGACCCCUGUAGGGCAGUUAUGAUCCUGUAUUCCCUGCCAGGGCCACAGCUGAUGUAUAAUUUGGGCAUUGUCCUUAAUUUUGUUAAAUUUCUGUUGCACUAAUGCGGGAGAACCAUCUUAUUUUUAGUGGUGUUUUUCCCCUUUUGGUGUAAAAGUGAACCCCUAGUUCCUCGCCUUCAGUACUGCACAAGUAUUUCAAACCACUAAUUAUGACUCCAUUUGAAACCCUUCCAUUACCAGGUUGGAAAGUGAUCUGUUCCCUUACUAUCUCCACAGUAUUCACUUUGUAAUCUUUUAUCAAUGCUUUCCAGUGAAAUACAAAUCAUUUGCUCAAA